Molecule: messenger RNA, 522 nt
Organism: Paramecium sonneborni
Lineage: Eukaryota; Ciliophora; Oligohymenophorea; Peniculida; Parameciidae
Source: the annotation of a GenBank genome assembly
AUGAUCAAUAAAUCAAUACAAUCUAAUAGAAACAUAAUUCUUUCUUCUUAGAAUAGUAAAGUAAUUUUAAGCAAACAACAAAUAAAAGAAGAUAAUUAAUUGAUUAAAAGAAAGACUUCAAAAGGAUAUCCAUUUAAAGAGCAAAUCAACCUUCAAAAAAGUAAAAACCAUCUAAAUGAAAGAAAUUCCAUGGUUAGUUUAGAAUCAAUUUCUAAGUUCUAAACUUGUAAAAAAAUAAUGAGUCCCAAUAUUAUGAUCUCAAAUAGGAAACUUUUUAUUUCAAGUAGGAAUAGUAAAAAAUGUUAAGAGUCAGUAAGCUAAGAACCAAUUUUAUAAUAAUAAGGUAAGAUAAAGACAAAUCAAUAUGGAUAUCGAGUAAUGAUUAACAGAACUAACAGGAUGUCGACUAUGUAGAUAGAAGAGGAGGUGAAGUAAUAAUCUCCUUAAUUUAAUACAUAUAAAGAUCCUGAAACAUUUACUGAUUGGGUUGAAAAGAUUUAUGGAAAACAAUGGUUUUAUUGA